UCAAAUAUUCCUUUACCCAGACCCUUUAGAGCAAGUACUGGCUCAAGCAAUGUUUCAGCUUCAAUAGGGUUUACAAGCUCAAAGCAAACUGACGACAAAGUAACGAUGGACAGCCCAAUUUACACCAAGGAGCAGCUCAACUACUUCAGAGUUUGUCAUAUUGCCACGAAUAUACUGCCGCAGGAGCUGCGACUCUUUUUCAAAAAACAGUGGGACAGCCAUUACCAGGCAACUCUGGGAGAAUGGAAAGAUACCCCUCGAAAUGGAUCGGACUUCUACAACAACGAACCUCCCCAUAGCCGAACACAAAAUGCUCGAUUAUUGAAAACUGUAAAAGAGGGAAGGGGAGCGGAAUGGGAUUGUACAACGCUAUUCUUUGCAAUCCUUUAUUCUGACUCUAUCGGUAAAGGAUUAGACGAAAAGGCUAAAUGGUAUGUCGAUGAUCUUAGAGAGUUGCGCAACGAAAAGUUUGCUCACAUGCCCUGGGGUAGGCUGUCUGAAUUAGAGUUUAAACUUGCAGCUCAUAGGGUGAAGGUUGCAUUUCAGUCACUCGGUCUCUCUACUGAACAGGUUCUGGAAAUCAGUAGACAGAAAAUUUUCCAGACUGAGGAAAUUGAAAGUCUAAAGAAGAAAAGUCACGACCUUCACAAAGAACUCGAAGAAACAAAAGCCGAAUUGGAAAAACUGGAAAAAGAUCACCAACUGUGUGAAAAACAACUGGAAAUGGCUGAAGAACGACUUGAAAUUUUAGAAGAACAGCGAGGGGCCCUUGAAGAUCAGUUAAAAGAUGUUGUCUCCCCAUUCUUCAUUCUUCCACCAAAACCAAACCACGAAAUUGCAACUCGGGAUGGUGAGGUUGCCGAAGUGAUAGAAGAGCUAGACCAACUAAAGAAAGCAAACGAGGAUCGUCUAAGCUACCUAUACAUCACUGGUAAUCCCGGUAGUGGCAAGUCUCAGCUGGCCGGUCUAGUAGCCGAGAAAUUCUACAAGAAAGACAUCUCAGAAAUCAGUUCCCCCUCGUUUGUGAUGACUUUGAAUGCUGAAAGCUUACAAACGCUCUUGGAAUCCUACGUAACACUUGUGCGACAGGUAAAGUGUCCUGAAUACGACGUUGGGAACACUCGCAGGUCCAAGGAGACAAGCAUUACAGAAAAAAUCAAGAAUCUUAAAGAUUUAAUUACAACAAAACUUCACCUUUAUGCAUCAUGGCUUUUGGUGGUAGACAACGCGACAAAUGUCUCUGAUACACUUAAACUUAUUCCUCAAUCAGGAAAUGAGCAAUGGAGCCAGGGGCAGGUACUCAUCACGACACAGGAUACUUUGUCUAUCCCUCCUACGUGUUCGUUUAUUUCUCACUUUUCCAUCAGUCAGGGUAUGAAACCAAUCGAAGCACGGCGUUUUCUGGCAAAUAUUGCAGGUUUCGAGGACCGUAAAAUGGAAGAUGAAGUUGCAAAAGCAUUAGACUACCAACCCCUUGCCUUGGCUAGCGCUGGAAAUUAUGUCAGAAAGACCCGUGAGUGUAAUUUGGCGGCGAACUUCGGCUGGAAGGAGUAUUUAGAAAAACUAGAAAAUGGAAUGCGAGCCUUAACUGAGGAGGUGCUAACAAAGACCAACCCUGCCUACAGCAAAUCCAUGACGGUAGCAACAAGGCUAGCCGUUGAAAGAGCGAUAGACAGCGACAGCAUAGUGCAGCAUUCAUUUAGUCUUCUUUCCCUUUGCGCUCCUCAAGCAUUGCAUCUCGACAUCCUUAAGAAUUACAUUUUGAAUGUAGAUGAGCAUGUUGACAAAGACGUUGUCGCCAUUCAUGUCCAGGGCUACUCACUGUUGUUGUUCGAAGAAAGAGAGAAUGGAGUUUUCAUCAGUAUGCACCGAGUUGUGUGGGACGCCAUUAGAACUGUAAGGAGUAACGAGGAGCCUCAAGGAUACACUCAAAUAAUUCACGCUGCCGUGAGAUCAUUCAACGAGUUCGUAGAAAUACGGUCAUUAGACACUUGGCAUGACAUUGACUCUAUUGCCAACACCAAGCACCUCAUUGCACACUUCAAAGCUUUGGCCAAAAAGGUUGAACAUGUUUUUGGUUUUGAAGAGGAAUGUCCAACUUUCAGAGAAGGCGUUUUAAAUGCUUUAGAUUGGUCAUCAUGUUUCCUCCGGUUCGGCAUAAUUUGCGAGAAUCACUGCGAGUUAUCUUUUGCUGAGCGUUACUAUUACACAGCUUUGAAACUCGUUGAACCGAUCAGUGACACUAUUGCAAAUAGUGCAAGAAUUUACCAAAGAUUAGGUAGUUUGCGACGGUCCAAGGGUGACCUAAAGAAAGCCAUAGAAUACUUUGAACGCUCCAUAACCAUUUACGUGGAAAAGCUUGGACCCGAAAAUAUUAAUGUUGCUACCAGUCAUCGUAACCUGGGUGAUGCACUACUUGAAUUGGUUGACUUGAAACAGGCCAGUAAGCACUUUAAACUUGCCCUAAACAUUUACAAGAAAACGUAUGGAACUGAUCAUGUUCAUGUCGCGUCCAUUUCUUACAACCUGGGUAUUGCACAGCAUAAAAUGGGUAACCUAAGGCAGGCUUUGACACAUUUUCAUCAUGCUGUUGCAAUUUACGGGAAGACAUGUGGACCUGACCCUGUUGAUGUCGCACAUGCGUACCUAAACCUAGGUAUUGUACAGGUUGAAUUGGGUAACCUGCAACAAGCCAUGGUGUCCCUAAAUCGUGCUAUCGACAUUUUCAAAACAGAGCUUGGAGGUGAGCAUGUUGAUGUCGCACAGACUUACCUAAGCUUAGGUACUGUACAGCGUGAGUUUGGUAACCUGCAACAGGCCAAGGAGUAUCUUGAUCUUGCCCUCAACAUUUUCAAGACAGAGUCUGGAAGUAAGCAUGUCAAUAUCGCACAGACUUACCGAGAGCUAGGUAUUGUACAGAGAGAGUUAGGUAACCUGCAACAGGCCAAGGAGUGGCUUGAUCUUUCUCUCGAAAAUUUCAUGACAGAGCUAGGAACUGAGCAUGUCGAUGUUGCACAGACUUACCUAAGCCAAGGUAUUGUACAGCGCGAAUCUGGUAACCUGGAUCAGGCUAAGGAGUAUUUCGAUCGUGCUCUCAACAUUUUCGAGACAGAGCUUGGAACUGAGCAUGUCAAAGUCGCACAGACUUACCUAGACCUAGGUAUUGUACAGCGUGAGUUUGGUAACCUGCAACAGGCUAAGAAGCAUCUUUAUGAUGCUCUCGACAUUUUCGAGACAGAGCUUGGAACUGAGCAUGCCAGUGUCGCGCAGACUUUCCAAAAUAUCGCCACUUUACACUAUGAGUUAGGUGAUUUACGACUGGCCAAAGAGUUUUAUAGCCGUGCACAAGACAUUUUCAAGAAAAGGCUUGGACCUGACCAUGUUGAAGUUGCCAUUUGUUAUGAAAACUUGGGAAAGUUACAGCGUGCCAUGCCACAGGGUGACCUGCUAUAUGCUAAGGAGCUUUGUAUCAAAGCGUUACAGAUUAAGCUGAAAAGCCUUGGAACUGAGCAUAUUGCUGUCGCUCGUACCUGUGACAACUUGAGUGAUUUACUGUGUGAUAUGCGUGACCUUGAACAAGCCAAACAAAAUUAUGAACGUUCUUUAGGCAUUUACAAGAGAAGGCUUGGACCCGACCAUGUUGAUGUUGCGCGUACCAACCAAAACCUUGGCAAGGUACAUUAUGAGUUAGGUGACCUGCAACAAGCCCAAGAACAUUAUAAACGUGCUCUAGGCAUUUACGAAAAAAGGCAUGGAUCUGACCACAUAGAUGUUGCAGUCACUAACCAAAAAUUAGGCAAAAUAGCCUAUGAAUUUGGUGACCUUCAACAAGCCAGCGAGCAUUUGAAGCGUGCAUUAGACAUUUACACGGUAAAGCUUGGACAAGACUGCGUCGAGGUAGCGUCUAGCUGCAGUAACUUGGGUGAUGUAUGCCGUGCCGGGAGUGAUUUGACACUAGCCAAAGAGCUGUAUGAACGUGCCUUAACGAUUGAUAAGGAGAAGUUUGGACCCGAGCAUGCAGAAACUGUGCAUUGUGAGCGUAGCUUGGUUUCUGCUCAAAAAAAAUUGGAGAAAAAAGAAAAGUGCUCUGUGCAGUAGGACCAGUGGACCCGACCGCGCUAAAAAUAACUACACGUAUAGCAUGUGAGUAAAACAUUGCGUAACUUGAGAGAUCUUCGGCCAACUAACGAGUUUCACAUAAAGCCAUAAAUUGAGUUGAAAAACUUUAGGCCUGUGUUUGUUAGUAUGUAAAUAUCCUGAUUAGUUACCGUGAUUCAUGUGCAGCGUGACCUGGGUGCAAUAGGCCAACGGAAUUUGAAUGUGCUCUGUACAUAUAAUUAAAAUACUUUUAAAUUGACCCGGAAAUUUUAAUAUUCGUCAUACUCGUAAUUGAGUAAUUAGGUCUAGUAAACGAUCCGCGGUUUUGAGUUACCUGCAGCACGUUGCGAACCCAAUUUGGUAUUUUCUUUUCGUUUUAAAUGAGACUUUUCUCUACGAAAUAGCUUCGAAAAUGAUCUCGUCAAUGCAAGUAUCCACCCUCCUGUUCAUUUGUCGUCUUCUUUGGAGCGACACGAUGGAAACUUCAAGGAGAAAUCUAGCGUCACGACAUAGUGAUAACGUAUAUGUUUAUACAUAUGGUGCACGAUCCUCGCAGUAGAU
Stylophora pistillata is the source of this 4659-nucleotide messenger RNA. RefSeq lists its product as uncharacterized. The record is from RefSeq and is a predicted model, not a curated record. Lineage: Eukaryota; Metazoa; Cnidaria; Anthozoa; Scleractinia; Pocilloporidae.